AUGUCUGCCUGUGCCAUCGCCCUCCCCAUCGAACUCUGGUUAUACAUUUUUCGUUUGGCCACCAUCUCAUCCUUGACACAUCGCCUCUGUGCCACUACCUAUGGCCCGUUCGAAACAGCCUCACUCAUCGCUCAGGAUGACAAGGACGCUGUCAAGACGAAGUCCGCAUUGGUCCGCGUCUGCAGGCAAUGGCGUGCGCUCACCUUGGACCUUUUCUACGAGGACCUCUGGAUUGGCAGCCCAGAGAGGCUGGUCCAGCUUCUAACAAACGAGGAGAGGCAGGAGAUUGGAGGGCGCGGAAAAUGGGUCCGUCGCGCCAACCUUCCAUAUACGAGUUCAACGACGGUGAGGCCCCGCCGUCUCGACGCCAUCGAAAUUCUUGAACAAUGUCCCCGACUAGAGAUUCUGGUCCGCAUUGGUCCCUUCCGUCCAGACGUGGACCUCCGUUUUGAAUUCCCUACCGAGUGUCCCCCAUUGCCGUCUCUGAAGCGUCUUGACUGGUGGCAUCUUAGCGACGCAGCUCGUUCCGGAGGUAUCAACUCCCUCGGAGACGUCCUCCAAGCUGCACCCAAUUUACUAUACUUGUCAUUGGGUGGAUAUGUCAGGUUCACCCAUUUGACAAGAUCGCUCAUCAGCCUCCCCUUUUUGGAGACGCUUCGUAUCUUGCGCCUGAACGUGCUGUUUGUCCAGCAAACAUGCCGCUGGUCCCUGCCUGGCCUGCGCCAUCUCAUCAUCGACACUGUGGAGGAUAUCAGCAUACUUGAAAGUUUUUGGGAAGCCUUUGGAGCACAGUUACGUACCGUCGAAUUAGGCCCGAGCCUCAGUUACUACGUCUACGACUCCCUGUCGUACAUCCUCCCGGGCUGUCCGCAGCUCAAAGCCCUAAAUUAUCACAUCCACUUUACGGCUGUCCCGUCUUCAUUUCGGGACACAUUCGGUUCGCUCACCACCGUCGGACUGCAUGCUCAUCCCAACCUCCUGCUUCCGCCCGAGAGCGUGGAGUAUUGGAGACGCUUUCAAGAACAUUUCGCUAUGCUCAGCGGUCCAGCAUUCCCAGCAUUAAAGGAAGUGUUCCUCUACGGCGACUGGGAUUCGGUGGUAGAAGACAUUCGCUAUCCGUUCUUGGUUCAACCCUUACUUAGCCGCCAUUGCAUUAUAGAGCAUAGAUUGUAG
Molecule: messenger RNA, 1173 nt
Organism: Fibroporia radiculosa
Lineage: Eukaryota; Fungi; Basidiomycota; Agaricomycetes; Polyporales; Fibroporiaceae
Exons: 1
Coding region: 1-1173 (390 amino acids)
Source: RefSeq, a predicted model, not a curated record